UGUUACCUUGGUGGUUGAAGAAACCGUGGCGGUGCAAUCUGUGGAAAUGGUAAAUAUGGCCUUUACACCUAGUGGAGACGAGGUCGAUUUGAGAAAAUCUCUACUUGGGUCAUCCAAACUGUGGAUGGGCAAAGAUUACGCGAAUUUCAUCGUGAAGGACUUUUCAAAUCUCGAUUCACCGUACAAAGACUUGGUGGAUAGAACGACAACACCUCGAAUGCCUUGGCAUGACAUUGCGACGAUGGUUCAAGGAAAAGCUGCCCGGGAUGUUGCCCGGCAUUUUAUUCAACGGUGGAAUGCUGCGAAGAUCGAAAAGUUCUCCAAGAAUGACGAGUAUCCUUUCUUGCUCCCGAAAAGUUAUGACAACCUUGGAGACGAGCCAAUUAGUAUUCCGAAACUCAAAGCUCCUGUCUUCAACGUGAAAUGCCAGGUCCUUAGAAGUGCGUCUGAAUGGAGCGUUGGUGUAGAACUCGAAGAGCAGAGUAUACACGAAGCUUAUCGAGCAACCAUUUUGAAUGCCAAGCAUUACAUAUACGUCGAGAACCAGUUUUUCGUUUCAACUGGNGAAGCUUAUCGAGCAACCAUUUUGAAUGCCAAGCAUUACAUAUACGUCGAGAACCAGUUUUUCGUUUCAACUGGGACUGGAGCUUCCCCAGGAACGGAAAAUCUGAUCGCUGAAUCAAUUUUCGAAAGAGUUUGGAAAGCGUUCAAGGAUGGAGAAGAAUUUAGAGUUUUCGUCGUUAUGCCGUUGUUGCCGGGCUUUGAGGGACAAGUCGGCACACCGGGAGGAACUGCGAUUCAGGUUUGCGUCAUCCGUUUC
Molecule: messenger RNA, 820 nt
Organism: Notodromas monacha
Lineage: Eukaryota; Metazoa; Arthropoda; Ostracoda; Podocopida; Cyprididae
Source: the annotation of a GenBank genome assembly